AUGGCUUUGCUGUCUUCUUCCCCAAGCGUGGGACCUAACAUAUGCGUCGUCGUUUCGGGACUUCGUCUUCAACUCUUCAUCGACUGCCGCCGAAGCGGCGGCUCACCCUAUCAAAAUCUAUCGAAGGUCUUAACAGCUUUUCCCGAUUCCGCCUUUUCUGAGAUCUCAAAUGCGCGCCAAACUCUUUUGAUCUCCUGGAACUCCAUUGACGCGAUGGACGGCAACAAGGACGAAGCUCUGAGAUGCAUCGCCAUCGCCGUCACUUCUUCUGUUGACUGUUGGUUGUUACAGAUGCUGCUGCUGUGA
Molecule: messenger RNA, 306 nt
Organism: Linum tenue
Lineage: Eukaryota; Viridiplantae; Streptophyta; Magnoliopsida; Malpighiales; Linaceae
Source: the annotation of a GenBank genome assembly